UUGUUCUUUCUCGGAGAAGCCUCAUGAGUCACUUAAGCAGUUAAAAUACCUUGACCUGAGUUACUCUAUCCAGCUUACAGAGACUCCAGACUUCUCUUAUCUCCCAAACCUUGAGAAGCUGCUCUUGAUAAACUGUCAAAGUUUGGUUAAAAUUCACAAGUCCAUAGAGGUUCUUCAAGGAAGCCUGAUUCUAUUAAAUCUGAGUGGUUGCAUCAAGCUUUGUGAACUCCCGCUGGAACUCUAUACGUUGAAGUUGCUGGAAACUCUCAUUCUCUCGGGAUGCUCACAGCUUGAGAGAUUGGAUGAUGCUUUAGGUGAACUAGAGUCCUUGACAACUCUUAAAGCUGAUUAUACUGCUAUAAUGCAAAUCCCUUCCUCGAGUGAUCAACUGAAGAAACUGAAAGAGCUAUCUCUUAAUGGCUGCAAAGAGUUAUGGAAAGACAGACACUGCAGCGAUUCCGAUGAAAGCUCUCAAGUGGCUCUGUUAACCCCGCUCUCAUUGAACGGUUUAAACUGCUUAAGGACUUUACGUUUAGGUUCUUGCAAUCUAUCUGAUGAGUUGGUUCCUGCAAAUCUUGAAAGUUUGUCUUCUCUCGAGGAACUUGACCUCCAAGGCAACAACUUCCGUAACUUGCAAACGGAUUUUGCUAGUCUACUAAGUCUGCAGAUUCUUAAAUUGGAUAAUUGCUCAGAACUGCGAUCCAUGUUUAGUUUACCAAAGAAGUUGAGGUCUUUAUACGCGAGAAACUGUACUGUGUUGGAAAGAACUCCAGACUUACUAGAGUGCAAGGUGUUGCAGUCAUUGCACCUCACAAAUUGUUACAAUCUUGUUGAGACCCCAGGCUUGGAGGAGCUGAAAACGGUCGGAGUCAUCCACAUGGAAAUGUGCAACAGCAUACCUUAUUCUCACAGAGAAAGAAUCAUGCAGGGAUGGGCUGUUGGUGCCAAUGGGGGAAUUUUUGUCCCGGGAUCAAGCCUUCCAGAGUGGGUUAAUUUCAAGAAUGGAACACGUUCAGUCUCUUUUACUGUCCCUGAGCCAACUUUCAAUUCGGAUCUGGUCGGGUUUACCUUGUGGACAAGCUACGUGAGUCAGCAAGAUGAUGUGAUGUCUGCAUACAUUCCAAAGAUCACACUGAAGAAUCAAACCAAGGGAUAUGUGUGGAGCCGCAAUCCAGCAACAGAUCAGAUUCGUAUGUACCGUGAAAAACACAUCUGGCAAGGGCACUUUUCAAAUGAAGAUUUCUUGUUAGAAACAGGGAAUCAAGUGGAAGUUUCAGUGGAUUUUGGAGAUAAAGUCACCAUUCUUGAGACAGGACUAACUCUUGCUUACAGAGAAGUCAUUGAAGUCCCAGAUGAACAACUGAGUGAAACAGAUGAUGAAGAUGAUUAUGAUGUAGUCAUAGAUGAAAGCCAAAGAAGACCUCGCAGGAAAGUGGGAAUGGGUUUAAAGACACUUCUUGGGGCGUUUGGUAUGUUGGCAUUCAUUGUUGUUCUUGGAAAAUAUGGUAAGACCCCUGCGCCGCCACAACCACCUUCGCAGGAAUAGAGCUGAAAAGGAUAUGGAGAAAAAUGCUACACUCCGCAUUUUCUCCUUUUCAGACUACUAGGUUUCAGAAUGGUUUCUUGAUCUUGCUAUUGAUUGGUCUAAAUCUUAAUAGAACGCUUACUGGUGUUAUUACAGAAUGGCUUGGAUAGUGGAAGCAGAAUGAACAUUACAACAAGAAACAAGCACUUGUUUAUUAAAGCAGCUUGAAUGGAAGAAACACAUCUACUCACUGAAGGAACAUUAUGGUGAUGAAUCUCUCCACUUCUUUCCCAUUCAGACAAACUAUUGUAGCAUAUUUUUUAUAGUUUUUUACUUUAAGGUUUACUUUAGACUUUAGUUGUGAAAAAGAUGAUGUGCAUUGUACCUUUUUAAAUGAUCCUCCAUGAAUACUAAUAGUGGCAAAAGGUCAGAUGGCCUUGUAGGCAUUUGUUACAUUGAGUCUUCUUUUUUGCUCAAUAAAUUACAUUGAAUUAUUUUUU
Messenger RNA from Eruca vesicaria subsp. sativa (arugula), 2025 nucleotides. The record is from the annotation of a GenBank genome assembly. Lineage: Eukaryota; Viridiplantae; Streptophyta; Magnoliopsida; Brassicales; Brassicaceae.